ACACGUUCGGUCAAGUUUGAGUGAACUGGCAGUUUGAUGCGGAGUUUCUGCUUUAGGUUUUGGUCGCGCUCCUCGCUUUUUUUUUUACAUACAUAUAUUCUCCUCUUGCUCAAUGUUGGUUGCUCUCCGGUUCUCCUGUGGGCUCCUCUGCAUUCUGGAUAAGGCUCGGUGAGGUGCGUGCAGUGGUGCUCCGUUGUGUGUCGCAGUCGUGCGGAGCCCUGCGAAUCGGAUUGGGUGCUGCCGCCGGUGAUCGUUCGUCUGCCCGAAAAGACUUCUACAUGCAUACACCUCCACAGGACCCACGGACAUAAGCUAUGGCUAUCGCUCGGAGAUUUACAUAACCAGGUUGUCUUUAGACGGACGUUCAAAGUAGCAGGACGCACCACGUGGAGCUCUCCCGGUGUGCCAAGGAAGGACCCCCGCUCAUCCGAACGACCCUGUUAGCGCCACACGGAGACCUCGCCGGCGGAUGCUGCCCCGACCGCUUCGGCAGGUGGCCCGAGGAGAGAGGUGGUAGCGGGCCCCAGGUGCAGUCGCCGUCAUGUGGCUGCUUCCGAGGCGGCGCGGCCUUGUAGUCAAGGUCCUGCUGGUCGUGCCAGUCACCUGGCUUGUCAUCACACUCCUGCUGACCUACACGGACAGGGUCCAGACACCUCAAAGUAGGGUGGCAUUUGAACCAGGUGCUGUCCAACAACACCAGGGUCAGCAGUUACAGCAGCAGCAACAGCAGCAGCAGCAACCACCGCCAAAGCAACAGCAAGACCAGCAACACAGGCCUCAGCCUCAGGGUGACGAGUCUGCAAAAGAGAGCCAGGAUCUCCUGCCUGAGAAACAAGGUGCUCAUGAAGACGAGCAUGUAGUGCCCCUGGCACGUAAACGUGCCAACCGGGAAAAGGCGCUCUCUAAUGAGGAACAGAAAAAUGAAGUGGACCAUGCUCCAGCGCCUGUGGGAGUGCUGGCCCCACCUCAGAACCCUGAUGGCCCUGGCGAAAUGGGUCGGCCUGUCGUGCUGAAGGACCUGACCAAGGAACAAGAAGCAAAAGUCAAGUUGGGCUGGGACCGCAAUGCCUUCAACCAGUACAUUAGUGACAUGAUCUCUCUUCAUCGGUCUCUGCCAGAUGUUCGAGACAGCGAGUGCAAGGAUGAACGCUACCUUAAAAACCUUCCCUCAACAAGUGUGAUUGUAUGCUUCCACAAUGAGGCCUGGAGUGUACUGCUGAGGACUGUACACAGCAUCAUUGACCGGUCACCCCCAAAGCUUCUACACGAGAUCAUCCUGGUGGACGACUAUUCAGACAUGCCGCACCUGAAGCAAAAGCUGGAGGACUACGUUGCUCACUUCCCAAAAGUCAAAAUAGUGCGUGCUCAGAAGCGGGAAGGUCUAAUUCGGGCUCGGCUCCUGGGUGCUGCUGCGGCCACAGCUCCCGUGCUUACCUACUUGGACUCUCAUUGCGAGUGCACUGAAGGCUGGUUGGAGCCCCUGCUGGACAGGAUAGCUCGGAACUCUACCACUGUUGUCUGCCCUGUGAUUGAUGUGAUCAGCGACAGCACGUUCGAGUAUCACUACAGGGACUCUGGAGGUGUGAACGUUGGGGGCUUUGACUGGAACCUGCAGUUCAGUUGGCAUGCUGUUCCUGAGCGAGAACGUCAGCGCAGGAACCACUCUUGGGAUCCUGUCUGGUCUCCAACUAUGGCUGGAGGUCUGUUCUCCAUAGAUAAAGCUUUCUUUGAGAAGUUGGGAACUUACGACAGUGGCUUCGACAUCUGGGGUGGAGAAAAUCUGGAGCUGUCCUUCAAGACAUGGAUGUGCGGAGGAACAUUGGAAAUUGUACCGUGCUCACAUGUGGGCCACAUCUUCCGCAAGCGUAGUCCCUACAAGUGGCGAUCAGGUGUCAAUGUACUGCGGCGGAACUCCGUGCGCUUGGCAGAAGUCUGGCUUGAUGAAUACAAGCAGUACUACUACCAGCGUAUUGGUGAUGACCUGGGUGACUUUGGUGACGUAAGCGCCAGGAAGCAGCUUAGGGACAACCUCAAGUGCCGCUCAUUUGACUGGUACGUGCGCACCAUCUACCCGGAGCUCUUUGUACCUGGAGAUGCAGUUGCCUCUGGAGAGGUUCGCAACAAAGGACAGGGUGGCAGCAGCUGCCUGGACAGUCCUUCGGGUCGGGAUAACAUGCACAAGCCUGUCGGCAUGUACCCAUGCCAUGGACAGGGAGGCAACCAGUACUGGAUGCUCAGCAAGGAGGGUGAGAUCCGGAGAGAUGAGGCAUGCCUUGACUAUGCUGGGUCUGAUGUUAUUCUCUACCCAUGCCAUGGAUCCAAGGGUAACCAGCUCUGGAUCUAUGAUGAUGCGAGUGGCACAGUUCAGCAUGGUAGCAGUCGGAAGUGCCUGGAGAUGUCAGAGGACCGCCAAAAAGUCAGCAUGGAGAUCUGCUCUGGGAGUCUCAGGCAGAGCUGGAUCUUCCAGAACUACAACAAGACCAAGGCCAUCAAGAUUCCCAGUCGGGGCCACUAGGUUGCCGUGAACAACCCAGCUGCUGCUGCAACGGAUUUCUCACUUGACAGGACCUCAUAAUAUCCGUGCAUGAAGUGAAAGUCAAGACAAACAUAAGAAACAAAACAAAAAAGGGAAUGUGGACAAUUUAUAGGUGCGUGCUAGCAGUGAACUGACGGUGUCUCAAUUGUGAGUGCAUCAGCUCAUCGGUCACAUCACCUCGGCCAGACCUCGGGAGGGUGCCCCGGCUGCCUUUCCAUUCAUCUGCCUCCUCAGCUCAGUUACAGCUGAAUUCAAGGCUGCUAUCUCGUGCGCGUUUGAAAAGCCGACGCUCAGUUUCACCUCUCGUGGUUGGCCUAUAUUGGCCUAGGCCGCAAUAUCGGCGCGGCCUAGCACGAUUGUGUGCGACGAAACUGAACGGCGGCUUUUCGAAUGCGUGCAAAAUAGUGGCCCAGGCCUUCAGUUGCAGUGGACUCGUGCUUUGAUGUUUGCUUUGUUGCUGGAUCAGCUGUCAUUUCGAUAUCAUCGCAAGGUUCCUGCCAACAGAGGCAAAGGAAAAUUCUGGUGGCCACCGAGUUUAUAAGGAUGUCAUUUGGUAUGCACUACAGGCCUCCAUCCUCUACGGUUGGCAGAUUGAGAGAAGAUUUUGCCGAGCACCCUUACGAAGUGCCAAGAAUCAAAAAUGUUGGAAGUUCGAGGUGCUUCCCAACUGACUGGCUGCAAGCUUUCGCCAACAGUGCCUCAUCUGUGAAUUUUUUCAUCCAUGUUUUGAUGAGUGCUGAGUGUUAUUUUUGCUGAGUGGUUUUUUUAUUAUUAUUAUUCAAUCGACUUUUUGUGUCAUUGUUGCUGCUGUUAUUGUUUGCACGGAUGCCCUUGCAAACUGCAAAGACUGAAGCACAUUGUUAUUGGCAAGGCAUCCCGCAAAGACUGUGUAACAAAUUUACCACUUCGUUGGUGUAUUUUUGCAAAAAAAAUAUAUAUAUUACUAUGUGCAGUGGGCUGCCAGCAGCUUAGCUGUGCACUGCAAGUGGCCCUCUGGUUUCAGCACACAUACACACACAAAUGAAAAGCACAUGUUUUUUUACCACGUGAGCCAUUUGCAAGUUGUGCUGCCAGAGUUUAUAGCCAUAAGUAUUUUUCUUUAAAUUACUGCACAUGAACUGCUUGCUUUUGGUUUUCGUCCCACUAAAAUGGCCGGAAAACCUAGAGAGAGAGGUUAUUCCAUCAGGGUGUUUGGGGAGAGAACGUUUCUGUGGGUUUUUAUAUGUAGAGUUCUUGGAGGUGCUCCUCUAGGCUUUUUGUUUUUGUUUUUUCUUGAAGGUGGUGUGGGUUCUGGGAGAUCGCUUUCGUCUACUCUUUAAGAUUAAAUAUAGCAGCUGCUGUGUCGCAUGUGCUUUGGUUCUCUUCUGUUAAAAUUUGUAGCAUUCCAUCUUUUCUAGUCAGUUUGUGCAUUCCAGUUUUUUCUGUUUUCCUUUUUGGCCCUGCAUACAUCUGUGUACAAAGCGGUGACUGAAAUUUAAGGGAAAGGACUUAUGUGUGUGUUUACCUUGCACUCAAAGAUUUGAGAAUUGUGCCUUAUCAAAAGUAAUGUUUGCAACAAACAAGUUUUUUUAAUGAAUAAAAUUCUGUUCAAACAUUCA
This is a messenger RNA of Dermacentor albipictus, 4134 nucleotides long. Its product is annotated as putative polypeptide N-acetylgalactosaminyltransferase 9. NCBI's taxonomy places the organism in Eukaryota, Metazoa, Arthropoda, Arachnida, Ixodida, Ixodidae. Gene Ontology annotation, biological process: protein O-linked glycosylation. Gene Ontology annotation, cellular component: Golgi apparatus. Gene Ontology annotation, molecular function: polypeptide N-acetylgalactosaminyltransferase activity. The record is from RefSeq and is a predicted model, not a curated record.